GUAUGAGUGUAUCUGUGCGCGCGCAUGCUUUCAGUCUUUGAGUUGUGCGCGUGUUGUUAUAUAGCCUAGAUAAACUGCUGACUCUGGUCUCAACGGUCAAAUAGUGGAAUACAGGACUUAGCAGUAAAAGAUAAAGAACACGUUUAAAUCUGUUUUAUAUAUCGUUUUAAAUGGAUUUAGGUCUAAGUAGCUCUGAGACAGUAUUGAUACAGAAAGAGAGAGCGAGAGAGUGGAAAAAAGAAGGAGAGAGAGGGAGAAAGUUGAGACAGUAUUUCCUGUUUGGAAGAUCAACCAUCUCGGGACUGAAGACUUAAUUUCCUUCGAGCGAGAACUACAAGACACAUACACACACACACAUAAACACUAACACAUGCAAACACACAUGCACAUCAAUACACACAUGCUCACAAACAGAAAUACACACACAUACACCCACAAACAUAUUUUCAAGAUGUCAGAAAUGUGGGAGUCGUCAGAUUACGAGCCUCGGCUUCCUGUUUCGGAGAAAUCCAACCCCCUGACGUGUGACAUCGACAGAGCCACGCCCAAUCAGAUUGUCAAGCUGCUGGAAGCGUGCGAUGCACAGAUGUUUCAGGAGGAGACAGGAUCAGUGUACCAGAGGUUCUUCAGUAAUAGUAUCGUCCAAACAAUGUUGGAGAUAUCCAAACAGGUGGAGAUUAUUCUGAAGGACCCAGAAGACAGUAUUGUAGUUCUAAGUGGCUGUGGGACCUCAGGUCGACUAGCCUACCUUCUGGCAACUUGUUUUAACAGAGCCCUGAGACAGCAGAGUCAGGAGCUUCAGUACUGCUACAUCAUAGCUGGAGGAGACAGAGCUCUUCUCACCUCUCAGGAGGCCCCAGAGGACAACCCUGAACUGGGCAUGCUCAGUCUGAUGAAGCUCUGUGAGGGGAAGAGGCAUGUCUUGUUCAUCGGUAUUUCCUGUGGCCUCUCUGCUCCGUUUGUGGCGGGCCAGCUGGACUUCUGCCUGCAGCAUCCUGACGUCUACGUUCCGGUUCUGGUCGGUUUCAACCCAGUGUGCCAAGCCAGGACUGAGCCUAUGCCAGGGAGCUCUCUCACCUUCAAGGGUGUGGUUCAGAGGAUGCAGGAACUGCAGGGAAGUCAAAGGGCAUUCAUCCUUAAUCCUGCCGUCGGGCCCGAGGCCGUCAGUGGCUCCUCCAGGAUGAAAGGAGGCAGUGCCACCAAGAUCCUGCUGGAGACCAUCCUCUCUGCUGCACACAGAGCUGUGUACUCACACACACCCAUCACACACAGUGGUGUGACAGAGCAUCUGAGAAGGUACCAGAAGAGUGUGGAGUUGACGUACAGCCAUAGUGAGGACAUCGCUUCACUCCUGCAGAGUGCAGGGUUCAGUCUGCAGCGUGCUGGGCGUGUGUGUUACCUGGGCUGGGGGUCCCUGGCUAUGAUGGGGCUCAUCGAUGCCAGUGAGUGUAUCCCCACGUUUGGAGCAGACUAUGAUGACAUCAGAGGCUUCCUCAGUGGAGGGUAUGAAGACAUGGGGAACACGGAGGGCCCUCUGUCCUCGCUGGGUCCUCAGUUCGGCAUCUCCCACAAGGACUUUGUCCGUCUGGUUCUUCCCACGCUGACUGAUCAGGACACGGUGGUGCUGCUCUGCUCACACAGCGAUGAUGCUGUUGGCGUGGAGACCAUGGCACGCAGAGUGAGAGACAGGACAUCAAGUCUGCAUGUUCUCUACCAUGGACAGGAGAAUGGCACUGUGCCUGACAACCUCAGAAGUCUGUGUUCGUCCACACUUAAUAUCCGCUGGCCAGGGUCUUCCUGUGGCAGCAGCCUACACAUGUGGGAGCUUUCCACCAAGCUUGUGUUGAAUGCUGUCAGUACAGGAGCUCACAUUCUGAGGGGAAAGGUCUACAGGAACCACAUGAUAGACCUGCAGGUGUCAAACAGCAAACUUUACCACAGAGCCAUUCAGCUGCUGCAGAAGCUGUCUGGUUGUCCAGGGUGCCAGUGUGAGACGGCUCUGUUGAAGGCUCUGUAUGACACAGAGGAUCUCCCCACCUACGUUCUCUCGGCCUCACUCAACACACACACGCUCACAGCCAGUCGCAGGAGCAAGGUAGUCCCGCUGGCCGUGGUCUGUCUUCUGACUGGUUGUUCCCUGGCGGACGCCAAGUCCCACCUGGAUUCCCGCCCAGUGUUGCGUGAGGCUGUGGAGGUGUGCCAGGCAUCCUCACCUUUUGGCAAGCCAUGACGUCACGAACAAGGAAGUGAAGAUCUAACUGGCUUCUUGGUUACCCUUGUUGAACCCAAAAUAAAGACAAGAAAAUAAAAACAAUGACGAUGAAAGAAAACAUAA
Hypomesus transpacificus is the source of this 2335-nucleotide messenger RNA. RefSeq names its product glucokinase (hexokinase 4) regulator (gene gckr). Bases 371 to 2230 code for a protein of 619 amino acids. The transcript is spliced from 19 exons. Gene Ontology annotation, biological process: glucose homeostasis; response to fructose; negative regulation of glucokinase activity. Gene Ontology annotation, molecular function: fructose-6-phosphate binding; enzyme binding; enzyme inhibitor activity. The record is from RefSeq and is a predicted model, not a curated record. Gene Ontology annotation, cellular component: mitochondrion; nucleoplasm; cytosol. Lineage: Eukaryota; Metazoa; Chordata; Actinopteri; Osmeriformes; Osmeridae.